UAGGCUAAGUAUUCCAUGUUGUUUGUCUUCUUCUUUGUACAGGUUUACUCCAGUGGAACUUGCAUUUCUUGCAGAAUAUGCGAAGACAAUGAGCCCAGUUGCAAAGGCACUUGAUGUACUUCAAGGUGAAACCAGUGUGCAGAUGGGAUGGUUGGUCCCCACCAUAACUCUACUAAGGACCAAGCUCCAGCAACUUAACAUUGCCUCCAAGUUCUGUGAGCCUUUGAUUGCUGCACUUCUUUCAGGCCUAGAAAAACGCUUCGGAGAGAUGCUUACAGAUCCAGAGCUGAUAGCCGCAGCCAUUUUAGUUCCCAAAUUUAAGACCUGCUGGACAAGUGACGAGAAUAUCCUCAAACUUGGCCUUGACUAUAUCAGAAGCCACUUGGACUGUCAGGCCGAGAAUCACAUCAGUGAGGGCUCCCAAUCAUCUGAGGAAGAGGACUUCUUUUCCUCCUUGAAGAAGACAAGCCCUCUUGAAACGACCCAGCAGUUGGAUGCGUACCUGGGGUGCCCAAGAGACACAGCAGAGAUCUGGUAUUCAGUCAGUCUUCAGGAAACAAUAAAACAUCUUCAGCCAGACAAGGAAUUCCUGAAAGAUCAACUUUCCCGAAUGACAGCCUCAUCUUCUAGCCAUUCUAGGUCAUCAAGCAUUUCAGGAUCAUCUACAGGUACUCCAAAAGGAAAAGGAAAGAAGGCUAUUGAAACAGAGGAGGAAGAGUCAAGGGAUGAGAUAGCUGUUCUCUCCACAGAAUCAUCAACUAUUGAUGACUCAGAUGAUGAGGAGAUGAAACCUCCUUCAAACGGAAAAAAAGCAAGAUCAACAAAGCAAGAUGACCUGGAUCGAACUCGAGCAAAAACUGUUGCAAUAAUACAUUACAAGCGUGCUGUACAUGCCUUUAACCAAGGUGGCUCGAUGAAGAAGGCUUUCCAAAAAGUGGGGGUGCAUCGCAAUACCAUCUCCAGGACAUCACCAAUUCCUGAGCUUGCGAUAGCAGCACCUGGUGUCUUUCAGGCCCUUUAGUGCCUGUUUGAUGUAAAUCAUUUUUAAUGUAAAUCAUCAAUAAAUGAUGACCUGUUCACCGUA
Pygocentrus nattereri (red-bellied piranha) is the source of this 1084-nucleotide messenger RNA. RefSeq names its product coiled-coil domain-containing protein 106-like. The transcript has 7 exons. Gene Ontology annotation, cellular component: nucleoplasm. Lineage: Eukaryota; Metazoa; Chordata; Actinopteri; Characiformes; Serrasalmidae. The coding region runs from base 89 to 1021 and encodes 310 amino acids. The record is from RefSeq and is a predicted model, not a curated record.